Molecule: messenger RNA, 1393 nt
Organism: Anopheles nili
Lineage: Eukaryota; Metazoa; Arthropoda; Insecta; Diptera; Culicidae
Exons: 3
Coding region: 78-1106 (342 amino acids)
Source: RefSeq, a predicted model, not a curated record
AUACUCACGGGCAGUGACACACCGUCUCCGGACAGUUGGGUGGAUAGCGCAGGCAGUUGCUUUGGCACCACUCCUCCAUGCCGAUGAAGCUGCGACUCAACGUCCCAGGUGAGAUGGUGAUGGUCCGAGCGUUGUUCGGGGUCUUGUGCCUCGUCACACAGGUGUUUGGGGGUUCCGGAGUCACAGAAGACACCUCCCCAGUGCACGUGGGCGAUCACUGUGAUCAUCACACGACCACAACCAGCCAGUUUGAGGAGUACUUUGACAUCGAUCGGAUCGGCAACAACCGCUCCGAGCAGAACGUAAUCGACCUGACGCUGUACGUGGAGGUGCGCAACAUGCAGGAGGAACUCGCGAUCCUUCUCUCAGCUAGCAACCGAUCACGGCAACACCCAGACUACGGACGGACGUACGAGAUACGCAUCAGCAACGUGUACACCGUCAUCUACAAGGAGACACUGCGCAUGUCGGCACAUCACAGCCACAAUUUUAACUUCUUCCCGGGUGAGCAGUUCCGGCUGCGCAUUCAGAUCACACGAACCGGUCAUAUCACCGUCUCGGUGCCAGGUCUCCAGAAGUCCCUCAUCCUCACUGUCCACGAUGAACGGCCACCGAUUGAGGUGUCGUAUAUCAGCUUUGGUUCGCGCAUGAACGCCUACCCGGUGACGUUCUACUUCAACUGUGGUAGUGGAGGUAGCCUGCGGCCUCUACCAGGUCCGGUCAUCUCUAGCGGGGUUCUAGACUCUCAAGAGGAGCAUGGCGCGCUACCAGGAGCUUCCCCGAGCCAGGGUGCUGACGAAGGAUCAUCCCGACCGUCGAACGAGGAUGAUCACGAUGACCCGGAGGAAGAUGGAGGUGGACGACGUUCGGAAUCGGUUGGGUCACAAGAUGGCGAACCUGCCCGAUGUCCUGUGUGUCCUAAGCCCGAGAAGUGUGAGGUCAUCGUUAAGGCGUGCUCCGACACCUCCAAGGAUCUACUGAUGCAAGCGUCCGGGACGGACAGCGAGAAACAGAAGUACUUCUUCUACUUCAACGUCUACCUGAGCAGUAAGGGCGAGAAGGCACCCAAGGGGACGGGCACGGAUUCUGCGAAUCAGAUCGCCUAAAUGGCCAUCUGGAGGAUUUCUUGAGGACACCGACGCAUACAUAUCGGGAGCCCGGGAUUGGGCAGGAAUUUCGCACACGCUGGCACGCACACGACUGCUUCCGGGAAGGAGGAAACCCGAAGGGAAGCGGGAAGCACUUUUAACUAUCUCGUUUUUAACAAUCUUUAGCUGCAACUUGAUACAGCCCACGGCAGUACGUUUGAUCGCUGGUAGAUCCACCCUAGCGCGGGUUUUCUAGGUUAACUCUUCAAUAAACAUCUUCAAUAAACCUUCGAAGCAUUUGCAGA